Debaryomyces fabryi is the source of this 4371-nucleotide messenger RNA. RefSeq lists its product as uncharacterized. Gene Ontology annotation, cellular component: trans-Golgi network. Bases 1 to 4371 code for a protein of 1456 amino acids. Lineage: Eukaryota; Fungi; Ascomycota; Pichiomycetes; Serinales; Debaryomycetaceae. The record is from RefSeq and is a predicted model, not a curated record. The transcript has a single exon.
AUGGUGGAUCGAUAUAGAUACAUAAAUCCUUCGAGGGUUAGGACGUUAGUGGUUCCAAUAAAUGAUUGUUCACAAGCAGACUUUGCCAGAUAUCUCGAAUUGGUACGAUUGAAUGCUAACGAAGUCAGGCUAUUAGAUGUGACACCUAUACCGCAAUUACAAUACUUCAAUCCACAGACGUUUCCGCACGGAAAGGUGAUGUUUGAAUAUGAAUCGCAUGCGCCUGAAGCAGAGUCGAUCUUCUUGCAUGAUUUUGAGCCGUAUCGGAAGACGUUUAUUAUAAUUGGGGUUGGAAAGUACGAUGAAGGAGUGACGUCGAAGAAACAGCAGGAGCAGGUACUUGAGAAUUUGAGGAAGUGGCAUCCAAGCUCUAUAGUGCAUAAUGUUAUUUACUUUGAUACUCCAGGAGACAUAAUUGGUGAUUUGAACCCCUCGAGCGAUCAUUCCACAAAGGAGGUGUUUUAUCACGAAGGAUCAUUGGAGCACAAUAUUACGGCACUAGAAACGCUCAUGUGUGAAGUCACUAGAAACUUUUUAACGGCAUUGGAUAGCUAUGCAUCAUCAUAUUUGAACAUAACAUUGAGGUCUCCGGUCUCCAUAAGUGAUAGCCACAAUCUAACCAAAACUAUAAGUAAAGCGCAGAAAAGGAUAAGUUCAGGUUCUGGGUCAUUUAAGGUUUCAUUCUCGUCGAAUUCGAGCACAAAUGGGGCGACGUCAGCAUCAGACUUGAAAUCAAAGUCUCAACAACGUCACAAUGGGAGGCAGGCAAAACUCUUGGGUAGUUUCUAUUUAUUGGCAGGUAAAUAUUCAGAUGCAUUAGAGCACUAUACAGAUUCUAUAGCGAAUUUGAAGAAGUGUGAUGACUAUUUAUGGCUUGGAAGUGCACUCGAGGGUAUUGGAAACUGUGUUGUCUUGAUGCAUUUCUUAGGCAUAUCGUACAGUUUAUCAAGUGCCACCAUAAUUUCUGUGUUACAAAUUUCCAAGAGUAAGUUGAAUGCAAUAGCAUCCGCAGUAUCCUCCACGAAUAUGGAAAGUUCUUCCCCCAAAAAGAUAUCAUCGGAUUCAUUGUCUCAUAAUAGUUCUACAAAUGGACAUUUAUCUGUACCACAUUCAGUCAAUUCUCCAAGAAAUUCCAGCAGCAGCACGAUAAAUUUUAAUUUUGCUUCCAGUGUUCCUGGUUCAGGUCCAGAUUUAAAUGCCUUGACCAUUCCUGAACUAAUAAAAUUGAUAUCUUCAAAGGUUUUACAAUAUUAUCAACUAAGUACCAGUGAUUACGAAAAUAUGGUCCCUGACUUAGUUUAUGUGGAGUCAUUAUUGAGAUUUAUUAAAUUUAUGAUUUGUAUAUAUCUUGGUGGAAAUGAGUUGAACUCAAUGGUAAUGGAGAGCAUUGUGAAAUCAAUACCUAUCAAUAACAAACUGAGUAUUUAUUCGGCCAAAGAUGAUAGAUCGUGGUUCCUGAAACGAGAUAUACUUAAAGAAAUUGAUAAAGUAUUUUCUUUGCAAUUGAUUGAUAUGGAGUUGAUUGAUCAAUGUAGAAUUUAUUGUUGUUUAGCAACCAUGUACAAUGAUUUAGAGUUAUUCAGAAAAAAAGCCUUUAUUCUUCGAGUUUUGUUAGUUGGCUUGCUCCCUAAAUUGGAGUUGGCUGCUAAAGAGAAAGAAGAUAAGACUGAUUUUGAUACCCAAAAGAAUAUUUCAAUUAUCUCAUUUGAGGGUACAUCUCCCAAUGGGAGCCAGGUUUCCAGUAUUAGACAAAUAUAUGAGUCUUUAUUCGAGAUCUACAAAAUAAAUGAAGAAACAGAAUGCUCCUUGAAUUCUGCCUCGUAUCAUGGCCAGAGUAAUUGGGUUUCAUUGCAGUUGUCCUUUUUAAAGUUAUGUUUGAAGAUUUCAGAAACAAUAAAAGAUUAUCCUUUUUUGAUGAAAUUAUGUACAUUAUUAUUAACCCGUUAUUCUCAUUGUUUGCCUAUUGAUGAUCAAUGCAAAUUAAAAGAGAAAAUUGAAUGGUUAGCUUAUAUGUCGCAUAAAAAUAACUCUAAUAUAGUGGCACCAUAUUGGGAUCCAUUUUUAGUCAGGAAAGUGAAAUUUAUUAGUAACAGAAACAAAGAUGAAUUGAUACCCUUUGCUGAAUACCAAAAGACAUCCAAUAAUGUUGGAUUAGUUGAUGGGUUGCCAAGCCGUAAUGUCUCCGGUCCUUCUGGCUCUAAUCAACCCUUUGUUUUCAAUCCCUUCAAUAAAGCAAACAAUACAGUUACUAAUAAGGAUAGGUUGCUAAUUAAAGAUGAAAUUUACCAAUUGAAAGUAAGCUUGCAAAAUCCAUUUGCUUUUGAAAUCGAGCUUAAUGAUUUAACUAUUGUUACAGAUGGAGCGGUAACAGUACAGACUUUAAAAAGUUUAUUAAAACCAACUAGCAAUAAUAAUUUAUAUCAAGCUCAUUCCCCAAAUUUGAAUUCAUAUAACAAUCGAAGUAGACCUAAUAGCAUCAAUAAUAAAAUGCGGUCUGCCCCUCAUAUUUCUACUACCCAAAAACGGUCUCAGUCUACACUUUUCAAUAAUAACCAAGCUCAGAUAGACGCACAGCCUUCUCUGAAUGCCUUCAGUGGGACAAGUAGCGCUAUAACGAUUGCUCCUAAAUCCGUAGAGCAAUUAUUGGUGGCAUUUAAGCCUUUAGAAUCGGGAGAACUAAGUAUAAAAGGUUUUGAGAUUGCCAUUUCUAAUUGCCAACUUCAGUUUUUCCAUAUUGUCGACAAAGAAAUUUACAAUGGAUUACUGAAAGUGAAAAAGGAUUCUAUCAAUGCUGGGGCCACUGAUAACAUUAUUGAAAAUCUAAUUGGAAACAAGAUUGAAUCUCGAGCUAUUACAAAGACUUUAAGUCUCACAGUAGUCCCACCUCAGCCAAAUUUGACUCUCACAAACGUCCUGUUGACAAAUGGUUGGCUAAUGUUACUUGAAGGUGAAAAGUAUAGGUUUUCGAUUAGUUUAUCAAACCAAUCAAAUGAGUUAAUUAAUUAUCUUUCGUUUUCUUUCUGGGAUUCUACAAUCGAGCCAUUGAAUAAGAAAUUAAACUCUGUUGGUAUUAAUAAUAACCAAAAUAUGACAGCGUCUGAUAUUCAUGAAAUUGAAUGGCUUCUAUUAAAGUUCAAACCAUUCAAGAUAUUGAACAAAGAUGAAAUCAGUAGCUUUUAUAAGACCAUUGAACCUCGUGGGGACAUUAAGAUUGAUUAUGAAGUGACUGGCAAACGAGGUAUGAAUGAACUGAAGAUUAUUUUGGAAUACUCUCACAAACAAUCCAAUGAUGCAUUAAAGAACUUUGUUAAGCAUGUUCAUGUACCUUUAAGUUUAUCAGUUGUUCCUUCGUUUGAAAUGGUUGGUUUUGAUAUUUUGCCUCUUUUGUCUUCGUCCCUACAAGGUCUUGAAGACAGAGACCUUACGACUCAAGAGGGAGAUUUGUUUGAAGGAAACCUUGAAGCAGUACUAAAUUUUAUUACCGAAUUGACAGAAAGGCAAUCAGAGAAAGUUUCUGAUUAUUGUUUGCUCGUAAUCGAUCUUAGAAAUUCCUGGAAUGAAAAGCUUUCAAGUCAUCUUACUUACCAAAUAAAUUCGGUAGAUAAAUUUAGUGUGAAAGAAGAUAUAUCAUCGGGAAAAACUACAAGAUUUCUUCUUCCAGUUAAAAGAAUUUCAAGCAGAGACUUGGAUUUAUCUAAACCUAUUCCAUCGCUACGCAACAAGCAAUACAUCAAGAACUAUCUGAUUAGCGAGGAAGAGGAGAGGACUAUGAGAGAAUUGUUCUGGUUGAGAGAAAGUAUUUUAGAAAAACUAAUGGGUACAUGGGAAACUAUUCCCAACAAAAGUACAAAGCAAAGAUACGGUACUAUCGAGUUAAGAAAUAUUAGAUUGACUCCUAAAAUGGCCAAUGUACUCAUCUAUUCUAAGAUACAAAUGCAUCAUCAACUUUACAAUGAAAAUGAGCCAAAUACUUCAAUUAAAAGAAAUGGAUCUCAAUUUCAUCUACAAACUGAAGAAUUUUACACAUUACGAACAACAAUCUGUAAUGAUACUGAUACGAGUAUAUCCGGUAUGCUAAGAAAUUUGCCAUAUCCACUAGCAUGGCCCAUUCCUCAAUCCACUUUUGCCAACAGCGUAACAUCAAACUUCGCUAAAAAUCAAAUGUCUAUUGAUAGGCGAAUUUUAAUCAACGGAAUACUCCAAACUAGCAUAGGUGAAGAUCCCAUCCUUCCCGGCGGAACUAGAGAACUUGACCUAAGUUUUGUCAUAUUAGAAAAGGGUGAAUACGAAUGGGGCUCAGUCUUUGAUAUAUUCAACAAGGAAGGAUUGAAGGUUGUUGGACGAGAACCCAUUUACAUCUCUGCAUCUUAG